Messenger RNA from Pelobates cultripes (western spadefoot toad), 528 nucleotides. The record is from the annotation of a GenBank genome assembly. NCBI's taxonomy places the organism in Eukaryota, Metazoa, Chordata, Amphibia, Anura, Pelobatidae.
AUGCCGGGGUAUGCUACCCAAGCUGGGAGCACCCUGGUGAACCAGCCGACACCAGAAUUGAGUGUUUCCCAUAAUCUUGAACCCAAGGAGGCAGGCUGUGGCCCACGGCGGACAGAGUUGGGGGGCGCUCUCCUCACCCCUACGCUGGGGGCACCGAACCGCUGCCAACCUGCUCCCCCCCCCUCAGGACGGGCAGGAGUGAUCCCGGUCCAACCUCUCCAGGCAACAGAGUUGCUACAGGCCGAGAGAACAGAGCCUCAUCGGAUGCACGCUAACACACAAGUCUUCCCAUUGGCGGACGCCACAUGUGACAUCAACUGCCACACGGCAAGGCACCUCACCCAAUCUAAGCUUGACGCCAUAUUCAAUGCCUUCUGGGCGAAACUGGUGAGCAGAGAGUGGCAGGCCAACAAAUCGACAAACCCACCUGGUGGAAAAUCUGAGAGUCCGUGUCGCAGUCGCACUAGCCCUCAUCCGACAAAAUCUCAAAAAUGGCGCAGAAGACAGAAACCUCUUCCGCACACGUAG